GCCAAGGACAGGUACUGGGUGCCCGCCGACGAGAGAGAGAUCCUGGCGUCGCAGAAGAGCGGCGCCGGCGAGGACGGCCGGGUACCGCUGCUCUACCGCACGUUCAUGGUCAACGGCUUCCUCAUCAACCUUUACAGGUUAUUGACUCUGGUGAGAGUGAUAGUGGUGAUUCUAUUCUUCACGUGGCGCAUGAGGCACCGGGACUCGGACGCGAUGUGGCUGUGGUGGAUCUCGGUCGUCGGCGACCUCUGGUUCGGACUCACCUGGCUGCUCAACCAGAUCACCAAGCUCAAGCCCAGGUAAUGCGUCCCAAGCAUCUCCGUCCUCAGAGACCAGCUCGACCAGCCCGACGGCGGCUCCGACCUCCCCCUCCUGGACGUGUUCAUCAACACCGUCGACCCGGUGGACGAGCCGAUGCUCUACACCAUGAACUCCAUCCUCUCCAUCUUGACCACGGGAGUUAAUUGCAAGGAACUACCACACUUCGGCACGUCGUAACGAAUCAGUAUCAUUAGUCAUUUUUUUUGCCAUGCAGUACCAACUCUAAGUCUAAGUGUUGCAAAACGGUCUAAGUCAUGUAUAAACGCGUAUUGAUGAUGUAUCUGACCGCUGGGACCCGUGUGUCAGGAGCCAACCUGGCAUAUUUUUUUUCCAGAAAACACCUUUGUUGUAAAUUUAAUCACUCAAAACUCCCCGCCUCCCCUGUGCCACGCCGCCUCGACCUUGCCGGCCUUCCCUCACCAGAGCCCCAUCGCUGGCUCGCCGGAGCCCAGUCGCUGGCUCACCGGAGCAGCUGCUGGCUCGCCAGAGCACUAGUGCCCCUCUCCCUUCUCCUUCAUUUCCUCUCCUCUUUGCUAGCUCGCCAGGGCGGUGGUGGUCUUUGAUGCUGGUGCGAUGCGCGGGUUGGUGAUGGUGGCCAUGUGGGCGUUGCCCGGAUCUGGUGUUAGGCGACGGGGGUUGAGGGCGGCGCGGCGGCGUGCUCGCCGGUGCCGAACGGGAAACGGCCGCUGGAAUCAACCCCCACCGCUGUGUUCCUGGUCAGAUCCGCUCGAGGUAGACGAGUCAGGAUCGUGUGGGCUGCAGGACGGCCCAAUCGUGGUCCAGUGAGGCCAGCACAUUGUUUUUUUCUGCGGGGAGUGAGGCCAGCACAUAUAGACCUAAAAAGAACAAUUCUUUUCAUUUUUUUGCAAUUAUAUGUUAGUACUAUUUAGUGACAAGCACCAGACCCACGCACGGCAAGAUUUUAUGUGGGUUAGUAUUAUUUACUGCCAAGCAUGAACUUUUUUCUAAAAUUUAUGUGGAUUAAAAGAUCAAAUGUAAGAAAAUUUUAUGUGACUUCACUCAGGACCACACGCAUGGACAACUAUUAUGCAUCAUCAAUAUAUUUUUUAAAUACACAAUUAAACAAAUUAUAUGCCCAACUUACAGUUACUGCAUAUUUUUUUUAUUUUUUUAAUGCACAGUUACUCAAAAAAAUGAUAACAUGUACUAAAAAUUAUUGUGUAAUCGUAAUAAAUUUUAUAUUGCAUGACACACAUUUUAGAAAAUACAUUUAUAAUUUUUAAAUAUGUGUUCAACAUUUCCCAAAAAUGUUUUGAACAUUUUUUUCUUCAAAUGCACGAACACUUUAUUUACCUUUCAGUUUAAUUUUAAUUUUUUUGAACGUCAACCCAAAAAACAAAGCAGAGACCAGCAGGUUUAUUCUUCAGAGCUUGGGUAUUCUUCAGACAUUGUAUACUAUAAAAUGUUCAACAUAUAUACGAUGAACUUUUUAAUAUAUUGUGCAAUGAACAUAUUUUCAAUUAUACAACGCGACAAACAUUUUUUUAAUGUCAUAUAUUAUAUUUUUAGUAUCGUAUAAAAAUUGGAACGGCGAGGAAUUUAAGGCGUAUACGCGUACUAGUUGACGCAUAGGAUGGUAAGCGCUGCAAACGACUAGGCGCGGGAUCGAUUUCCGUCGGACGGGCGCGCGAUUUUCUACUUCGUAAAAAGAACGAAUGGCACAAAAUAUAAAAAUAACGACGCGUGCUUUUGGUCGCGUAAGGUGUAAUAGCGCAGCGGUAGCUCGCUACCCAUUAGAGCCGCACGUCGCUGGCUCGAAUCCCUGCGGCACCCGCGCGUGCGUUUAUUUUUGAAAAAAGAUUUUUUGUGGCAACACCUUUUUUUACAAACAGAGGAUAUAUGCGUGAUUAAAUAAAAGGUAAGGGUUGUUUUUGUAAAAGAGCAUGCCACGUCAGCCCCGACGCACGGGUCCCAGCGGUCAGAUACACCGUCAGUACGCGCUUAUACUGCUGUCAGACCGUUUUGCAACACUUAGGUUUAGAGUUGGUACUGCAUGGCAAAAAAUAUGACUAAUGAUACUGAUUUGUUACGACGUGGCGAAGUGUGGUAGUUUUUUGCAACACUUAGGUUUAGAGUUGGUACUGCAUGGCAAAAAAUAUGACUAAUGAUACUGAUUUGUUACGACGUGGCGAAGUGCGGUAGUUUUUUGCAACACUUAGGUUUAGAGUUGGUACUGCAUGGCAAAAAAUAUGACUAAUGAUACUGAUUUGUUACGACGUGACGAAGUGUGAUAGUUCCUUGCAAUUAACUUUGGCCACGGACUACCCCGUCGACAAGUACGCCACCUACUUCUCCGACGACGGCGGGUCGCUGGUGCACUACGAGGGCCUGCAGCUGGCGGCGGAGUUCGCCGCGUCCUGGGUCCCGUUCUGCCGGAAGCACUGCGUCGAGCCCCGGGCCCCGGAGAGCUACUUCUGGGCCAAGAUGCGCGGGGAGUACGCCGGCAGCGCGCCCAAGGAGUUCCUUGACGACCAUCGGCGGAUGCGCGCGGCGUAUGAGGAGUUCAAGGCGAGGCUGGACGGGCUUUCUGCCGCCAUCGAGCAGCGGUCGGAGGUGUGCAACCGUGCCAACGGGAAAGACAAAGAGGAGUGUGCAAAUGCUACUUGGAUGGCUGAUGGGUGCACGCAAUGGCAGGGGACGUGGAUCAAACCGGCAAAGGGCCACAGGAAAGGACACCACCCUGCAAUUCUUCAGGUAAUGCUGGAUCAACCGAGCAAGGAUCCUGAGCUGGGCAUGACGGCGAGCUCCGACCACCCUCUGGACUUCAGCGCCGUGGACGCGCGCCUCCCGAUGCUGGUCUACAUCGCCCGGGAGAAGCGGCCGGGCUACGACCACCAGAAGAAGGCGGGCGCCAUGAACGUGCAGCUGCGCGUCUCCGCGCUGCUCUCCAACGCGCCCUUCAUCAUCAACUUCGACGGCGACCACUACGUCAACAACUCGCAGGCCUUCCGCGCCGCCAUGUGCCUCAUGCUCGACCCGCGCGACGGCGCCGACACGGCCUUCGUCCAGUUCCCGCAGCGCUUCGACGACGUCGACCCCACCGACCGGUACUGCAACCACAACCGCAUGUUCUUCGACGCCACCCUCCUCGGCCUCAACGGCAUCCAGGGCCCCUCCUUCGUCGGCACUGGCUGCAUGUUUCGCCGUGUCGCCCUCUACAGCGCUGACCCUCCCCGGUGGCGCCCCGACGACGCCAAGGAGGCCAAGGCCUCGCACUACAGGCCCAACAUGUUUGGCAAGUCCACGUCCUUCAUCAACUCCAUGCCGGCGGCCGCCAACCAAGAACGGUCCGUCCCGUCACCGCCGACGGUUGGAGAGGUGGAGCUCGCCGACACGAUGACGUGCGCCUACGAGGACGGCACCGAGUGGGGCAACGACGUCGGGUGGGUGUACAACAUCGCGACGGAGGACGUGGUGACCGGCUUCCGGCUGCACCGCACGGGGUGGCGCUCCACGUACUGCGCCAUGGAGCCCGACGCGUUCCGCGGCACGGCGCCCAUCAACCUGACGGAGCGGCUCUACCAGAUCCUGCGCUGGUCGGGGGGAUCCCUCGAGAUGUUCUUCUCCCGCUUCUGCCCGCUCCUGGCCGGCCGGCGGCUCCACCCCAUGCAGCGCGUCGCCUACAUCAACAUGACCACCUACCCGGUCUCCACCUUCUUCAUCCUCAUGUACUACUUCUACCCGGUGAUGUGGCUCUUCCAGGGGGAGUUCUACAUCCAGAGGCCGUUCCAGACGUUCGCGCUGUUCGUCGUCGUCAUCAUCGCCACGGUGGAGCUCAUCGGCAUGGUGGAGAUCAGGUGGGCCGGCCUCACGCUGCUCGACUGGGUCCGCAACGAGCAGUUCUACAUCAUCGGCACCACCGGCGUGUACCCGAUGGCCAUGCUGCACAUCCUCCUCAGGUCCUUCGGCAUCAAGGGGGUGUCCUUCAAGCUGACGGCCAAGAAGCUCACGAGCGGCGCCAGGGAGAGGCUCGCGGAGCUCUACGACGUGCAGUGGGUGCUGUUGCUGGUGCCCACGGUGGUGGUGAUGGCCGUGAACGUGGCCGCCAUCGGCGCGGCGGCGGGCAAGGCGAUCGCUGGGAGGUGGUCGGCCGCGCAGGUCGCCGGGGCGGCGAGCGGGCUCGUGUUCAACGUGUGGAUGCUGCUGCUGCUCUACCCGUUCGCGCUCGGGAUAAUGGGGCGCUGGAGCAAGAGGCCAUACAUCCUGUUCGUUGUGCUGGUGACCGCGGUCGCUGCCACCGCGUCCGUGUACGUCGCGCUCGCCGGCUCCCUACCGUUUAAAUUUUGUACUCCUAAGUAAUGCUGCAAAGCCUGUAAGAGCUGUGAGUCAAAACACCCAUAGUUUAAAUUGCAGCAUGUAAUAAAGUUUACCUUAA
Molecule: messenger RNA, 4717 nt
Organism: Triticum urartu
Lineage: Eukaryota; Viridiplantae; Streptophyta; Magnoliopsida; Poales; Poaceae
Product: putative mixed-linked glucan synthase 8
Biological process (GO): cellulose biosynthetic process
Cellular component (GO): membrane
Molecular function (GO): cellulose synthase (UDP-forming) activity
Source: RefSeq, a predicted model, not a curated record